AGAUUCGUCAUAAACAUACAUAGCACAUAAUGUUUAUCAGAUUCUGUAAGCAAUCUUCCAACGGAGAUCUGAAACAAAGAUAUUCUUGGAGUAAUUCCAGCGGAUUCGGAACACGAAGAACGGAAGCCGAGGUUGUUUCUGGUUCUGAACAAAGGGCUGAAACGUCGAAUGACGACGAGAACACUCUCAAGGAAAAUGGGCGCGCGAUGCAGGCGGUGGACCUGGUGGCGGACUGCCCGGAGCAGGUAGUAUCCUCGCGGCCAGCAUCGCGCGCAGCUUCGCCCGCGAGCACCGGAAGCUCCUCAGCCCCGUCUAGCCCCAGCAUGGGACAGCGGCCUAGUAGUAUUGGCCUUCUCAGACCGAAGAUUUCCCUCACCUGGGUUUUACGCAGUCAGCAGCACAACAGCAACAGCAACAGCAACAACAGCAACAACAACAACAACAACAGCAGCAGCAGCAGCAACAACAGAAGCAGCAGGAACAACAGAAGCAGCAGGAACAACAGCACAAUGGAACAUGAGGAAAAAGAGAGAAUCGUGCGCAGAAGUAUUAAGAGCGUCAAGAGCGUCAAGAGCGUCAAGAGUGUCAAGAGCGUGAAGAGCGUGAAAAGCGUGAAAAGCAUUAAAAGCGUUAAAGGUGUUAAAAAUUCUGAUGUAUCCAAGAAUAAAGAAAAGGAGAAGGAGAAGGAAAACGGCGAUUGCCUCGCGAAACACGAAAGGAAAAGUGUUGCUUUGCAUGCGAUUGAAAAGAUCGACAAGGCAGAAAAGUUGACAGAUAAGGAGAAGCCCACCGAUGUUUCGACGGACCAUGGAUUAGACAGGCGCCUAGAGAAAGAAAAUCAAGCGCCUAAAGAAGGCAAGGAGAUUAAAGAAAAGGUAAAAAGGGCUAUCUCCGAACCUAAUUUGAAUACACGAGAAUCCAACGGUACGCCGACUGGGCGUGAAAAGCACAGGCAUCGGAGAAGUAAGCGUAGUCACAGACCUAAAACACCCAGUAAAUUUGGAUACGAAAUAGCUGACCUGGACUCGUUCCUUACGAAGGCGUCGAUCGAGCGUCCGGCCAACAUCCCCGUGGUCCUGUCGUUCCCCUCGGUUCUAUACCAGACCCAGGGUGGCACGCAGGCCGAGAUGGCCCUGCCCCUCGGCACCGUCGUCAACGCCGUCUUCAAGAAUCAGGCCUGGCUAUACGUGCAGACGCCCCACGGCCAGGAGGGCUACGUUGGCUACGCCGCUUGUCUACCCCUUGGCAUCCUGCCUCAAUCGACUCGCGGACCAUGCUGGGAGGAUUCGACCGACGUCUUUCCCAGGCCACUUGGCAACUUGACGGACACGGAGAAGUUGCGGGACACACGGUCCGAGUGCGGUGACAGUCGGCACCCUCGACGCGCAGCUUCGACCGUUCCACGAGAAUCGACCGGAAGCCGCUGCGGGGCAGGAGAACGCAGCGUCGACCGUCUCUACCUCCGGGCGGCUGAGGGGGUAAGGAGGAGAGGCGCGCGGCACACGCUACUCCUCGUUCGGGAGGACUACGAGGGCCAAGGUGCGGCCGAGGCCCUCAGCGUAGCCAAGGGCGAGGUCGUUGCCCUCCUUGCUGACAAUGCCCAGGCCGAUUGGCUCUGGGUACGAGCACGCGACGGUCGCGAGGGUUUCAUACCCGCCCUCGUUGCCGGCCACGGCUAUCUAUGAAUGUCCCGAGAGCCGUUGCCGUUAUAGGGCAAGCUGACCGAGGUCGUCCCAACGGAUUCCUCGAAGACGUUGCAUCCGCAAGAUUGAGCAAGCGAUGUCGUUACGAGAGAUUAGAUUUAGAUUUUUAAGUGUGCCUAUGUAACUUACUCUGUUAAAUAUUGUUUAUCAUAUUCUUACUGAGAUAUUUCACGCGAUCGCACUCCAAUGUCUCGUUAUUCUGUUGGCGAGGAAAGACGAUGAAUUUAGAGAAAGUCCUACUAAGUGCGUCAUUUUUAAUUUUAGUCAUUUUUCGCUGGAGCGUGAAACUUA
Molecule: messenger RNA, 1994 nt
Organism: Ceratosolen solmsi marchali
Lineage: Eukaryota; Metazoa; Arthropoda; Insecta; Hymenoptera; Agaonidae
Product: transcription initiation factor TFIID subunit 1
Molecular function (GO): protein binding
Source: RefSeq, a predicted model, not a curated record